Messenger RNA from Cooperia oncophora, 630 nucleotides. Lineage: Eukaryota; Metazoa; Nematoda; Chromadorea; Rhabditida; Trichostrongylidae. The record is from the annotation of a GenBank genome assembly.
AUGAAUUUCUUGAGUGAUCAUGAGAACGUCGAGCCGUCAGCAUCGGAUGUGACGGUUGUGAAUGUUCUGAAUGAAACGGGUCAAAGAAAACGCCGUUUUCUGGACGAUGAUCCAUUCUCCAUGCCUCCAGAUGAUCAGUUUGUUCAUCCUAUGGACUGGCACAUGAGAAUGCCACUCACAUUGGAGGAACACGAGAACACUCGAGCGAAAACCGAUGAUGAAUUGGCUGCUACGCAGUUAUUCCAGCGGAUCUGCCAAGCAAGGGCGAAAAGAAUGCGGGCGAUGAGGGAGCAACGGCAAGAGCACGAGCAUCCUAGUUCAGAUGAUGAAGGUGAAAAGGAAAAGCAGGUUAUGGAAUCACCACCAAUUGAUGGGUCAUCAUGGAUUGGAGUUAAUAGUGACGACAGGCAUGAAAGGUUCUAUAUUCGUUAUCUACGGCAGCCACGUGUGCCGCGAGCUGCAAACGUUGGUUCGAAUGAAGUUCGCGCUGAAAUUCUCAAUCAACAAUGGGAGAGAAUAAAGGCAGAAAUCGAGGCAGUCAGGUAUGACCGGAUGUUCGUAAUAUUUCUGGAAAAGAAGCGUCGCUUUCAAUUUUUUGGCUGUCCAAGGCCUGCGUUCUCCUUCCUUUAA